AUGGCGAUGUCUAUUCUGAAGCUAAGAAACUCACCGGCUUUGAGAUCCGCCGCAAACACUAUUUCCCGGAUCGGAGUUUCAUCAUCAAGGGCUUUCUCAAAGCUCUCAGAGGGCACAGACAUAACCUCGGCGGCUCCAGGCGUUUCCCUCCAGAAAGCUCGGAGCUGGGACGAAGGCGUUUCCUCCAAAUUCUCCACCACACCAUUGUCAGAUAUCUUCAAGGGGAAGAAAGUCGUCAUCUUUGGACUUCCUGGCGCUUACACGGGAGUUUGUUCACAGCAGCAUGUGCCAAGCUACAAGAGCCACAUGGAUAAGUUCAAAGCCAAAGGCAUUGACUCCGUCAUCUGUGUCUCUGUCAAUGAUCCAUAUACUAUAAAUGGUUGGGCAGAGAAGAUUGGUGCUAAAGAUGCUAUUGAGUUUUAUGGAGAUUUUGAUGGGAAAUUCCAUAAAAGCUUGGGUUUAGACAAAGAUCUCUCUGCUGCAUUGCUUGGCCCUCGGUCUGAGAGGUGGUCUGCUUAUGUUGAAGAUGGUAAGGUGAAGGCUGUGAACGUGGAAGAAGCACCAUCUGACUUCAAGGUGUCAGGAGCAGAUGUCAUUUUAGGACAGAUCUAA
Molecule: messenger RNA, 612 nt
Organism: Eruca vesicaria subsp. sativa (arugula)
Lineage: Eukaryota; Viridiplantae; Streptophyta; Magnoliopsida; Brassicales; Brassicaceae
Source: the annotation of a GenBank genome assembly